This is a messenger RNA of Stereum hirsutum FP-91666 SS1, 668 nucleotides long. RefSeq lists its product as uncharacterized. The record is from RefSeq and is a predicted model, not a curated record. The annotation marks the transcript as partial. NCBI's taxonomy places the organism in Eukaryota, Fungi, Basidiomycota, Agaricomycetes, Russulales, Stereaceae. The transcript is spliced from 5 exons.
AUGGCUAUCAAGACGUGUUCGACGCGUUCAACGCGUACCGAUAAGUGUAUUUCCCUCUCAGUUGUUCCACACAUCGAACCGCCCCUUCACCUUGACUUCAACCUAUGGACACACCCCGCCCAAUUGGCUUUUGUCCUUCAUGCCGAACGCCACACCACUAGAACAAAUCCAUCGGCUUUCGUGUCAUCAGCGGACUGUGUGGUCAUGUGCUUUGCAGAGUCUAAGACACGGAGCGGUCGAGGUUACUCCGCAUGGGACACCGCCACGGCCAUCAAGGUCGACAUCGACGCCACAUCAUUACUUCAGAGGGCUGUCGAGUCUGAACGCACACGCCAAUACGACGAAGAUGCGUCCCCGGAGUUUUCUCCAGCCCUCACACCUACGCGAACAUCGAACGCAAGGAAGAAUCUCGACAAGAGGGCCAAAGAGAAGAAGAAGAAGACGUCGACCAGGCCUGCCGAUAUCUUGAAAGGGAGGAAGAUUCGCCGAGGGACAGCCAACAACUACGCUAACCCAAGGGUCAUCAAUGUCAACUUUGUAGUGACCGCGCUGACCAUGGCGCGCUAUGCUGAUGUGGGCAAGAAUCGACCAGCGGGGCCCUCGGUGCCAACUCUCGAGGAAAUACGCAGAGAUCAUCCCGAUUUCACGCUGAUCACUAAUCCGGAACU